AUGAAUAAUCCAAAUACUAUGGAAUCAUGCUCACAAUCAAUAAAUACUAAAUUUCAGCUUGAAUUCCACCAAAGUCUUAAAUUCGGCGAGCAUUUGGGCAGCGGUAAAUUUGGGUCCGUUUAUCGUGGAGAAUGGAACACAAAAGGAAAAGUGCUAACCGUUGCCUUGAAAAAAGUAUCUGAGCUCCAAAAAGAGGCAGAUAUCUUAGCCGGAACUGAGCAUCCCAACAUAAUCAAGUUUUAUGGAGUUUCAAGAACUGCUGCUGAUUUCGUUAUUGUGACAGAAUUAGCCGAGCGCGGUUCUUUGUACAGCUAUCUCCAUGAUCCGAAAAACCCUGAUCUCGAUUUCUAUCAAGUUACCAAAUGGGCUUUACAGAUAGCAUCUGCAGUUGAAUAUCUCCAUUAUAAGGUUACUAAAAGAAUAAUUCAUCGUGACUUGAAGUCAAACAAUAUUGUUUUGACUGGUGAAGGUGAUUGCAAAGUGUGCGAUUUUGGCAGGUCCAAGAAUCCGACACAUUGGUCGACAGUGACAUCUUUAGCUGGUACGGUUCGGUGGAUGAGUCCUGAAAUGUUGUUGGCCAAUGAAAAUAAUAAGAUCACUAUUGCAACUGAUGUUUGGAGCUAUGGAAUUGUUCUGUGGGAAAUGCUUACACGAGAGGUGCCCCAUAAAAGUCUAAAUGAGCUCAGAGUGGCUUCUCUGAUUGCAGACAAACAUCUGACUCCGGUCAUACCCAAAAAAUGUCCGGUAGAAUUUAAACGCUUGAUGAAAAAUUGCUGGAAAAGGGUGCCAGAAGCACGACAUAAUAUGCGUCAAAUAACCGAUGAAUUGAAUAAAAUGCGAAAGAAUGCAAAAUUGAGCAGACAGUACAAUCAGUUCAUAAAGCACAAAAAUGAGUGGAAAUGUGAAAUCGAGGACCAAUCCGCAGAACUUAAGGCUGUAUUUCAAAAUACCAAACUCUUUUUGUCGAUUGCGAAGCGAUGUGUGAUAUUCUUUUGGAGGACUGUCAUACUUCGAAUGCGAGUGAAUUGUGCUGAAUAUUUUCAAUGGAAUUUUUGUGAUCAACAUUGGCAUGCUGAGUUGGAGAACUACCGGCCAAGUUAUUGCCGUUCUGUCAGUAGCGAUAGCGAUAUUUCACGGAGAUCCCACGAUGGGUAUGUGAAUCUGAUCUUUAAGGCAUUUUGA
Molecule: messenger RNA, 1182 nt
Organism: Anisakis simplex (herring worm)
Lineage: Eukaryota; Metazoa; Nematoda; Chromadorea; Rhabditida; Anisakidae
Source: the annotation of a GenBank genome assembly